Esox lucius (northern pike) is the source of this 5121-nucleotide messenger RNA. It is a transcript of the gene tpp2, whose product is annotated as tripeptidyl peptidase 2. The transcript has 29 exons. Gene Ontology annotation, molecular function: tripeptidyl-peptidase activity; serine-type endopeptidase activity. Gene Ontology annotation, cellular component: cytosol. NCBI's taxonomy places the organism in Eukaryota, Metazoa, Chordata, Actinopteri, Esociformes, Esocidae. The coding region runs from base 103 to 3942 and encodes 1279 amino acids. Gene Ontology annotation, biological process: proteolysis. The record is from RefSeq and is a predicted model, not a curated record.
UGUCCUGUUCCUUUAAAAACUCCCCGUGCACCCUGUCUUCGCUGUAUGGCAGCGGUCUUCCUCAUUUUUCUGCUAUAGAUCUCAUUGUAACUCUACCGGAUCAUGGAUGUUCAUUGUACCGAGGAACUGUUCCCCUUUCACGGACUACUCCCCAAAAAAGAGACCGGGGCAGCGUCGUAUCUCACAAGGUUUCCCGAUCAUGAUGGACGGGGUGUUCUUAUCGCUAUCCUUGACACCGGCGUGGACCCGGGGGCCCCGGGCAUGCAGACCACGACGGAGGGUAAACCCAAAAUAAUUGACAUCAUUGAUACGACGGGCAGCGGUGACGUCAACAUGGUGACAGUGGUGGAGCCUAAGGAUGGGACGGUCACCGGGCUUUCUGGGAGAACCCUGAAAAUUCCUCCUACUUGGGUGAAUCCAUCUGGAAAGUACCACAUUGGAAUCAAAAACGGAUAUGAGUUCUUCCCUAAACCUCUCAAAGAGAGGAUACAGAAGGAGCGUAAGGAGAAGUUGUGGGACCCCGCACACAGGGCAGCGCUUGCGGAGGCCAGUCACCGGCUGGAAGAGUUUGAUGUUGCUCAUCCAUCGCCCUCCCAGGCUGAGAAGCUGCAGAAAGAGGAGCUCCAGUGUCAAUGUGAGCUGCUGGCGUCUCUGGAGAAGAAGUAUUCAGACCCAGGUCCGGUCUACGACUGCCUGCUCUGGAACGACGGGGUCACAUGGAGGGCCGUCUUGGACACGUCAGAGGGUGGAGAUCUGUGUAGCUGCACCGUGCUGACGUCCUACAGGGAGAAGCAGGAGUUUGCCACCCUGGGUGAUGCCGAGAUGCUCAACUACUCGGUCAACAUCUACAACGAUGGGAAAACCCUGUGCAUCGUCACCAGCGGAGGGGCUCAUGGAACCCACGUGGCGAGCAUCGCCGCGGGUCACUUCCCGGAUGAGCCGGAGCGUAACGGCAUUGCCCCUGGCGCCCAGAUCCUGGCGUUGAAGAUUGGUGACACGCGCCUCAGCACCAUGGAGACCGGAACCGGGCUGAUCCGGGCGAUGAUUGAGGUGAUCAACUAUAAGUGUGACUUGGUUAACUACAGUUACGGUGAAGCCACCCAUUGGCCCAAUUCCGGGAGGAUAUGUGAGGUGAUCACAGAGGCUGUUCAGAAACACAAUGUCUUGUUUGUGUCCAGUGCCGGGAACAACGGUCCCUGUCUGUCCACUGUGGGCUGUCCUGGAGGGACUACUAGUGGGGUUAUAGGAGUGGGAGCUUACGUCACCCCGGAUAUGAUGGUGGCAGAAUACUCCCUGAGGGAGAAGCUUCCCCCUAAUCAGUAUACGUGGUCCUCCAGGGGCCCCACCACAGACGGGGCCCUUGGGGUCAGCAUCAGUGCCCCAGGUGGGGCCAUUGCCUCCGUCCCCAACUGGACCCUGCGAGGGACCCAGCUCAUGAAUGGGACCUCCAUGUCAUCCCCCAAUGCAUGCGGCGGGAUUGCGCUGGUGCUCUCAGGUCUAAAGCAGCACGGGAUCUGUCCGUCCGUGGCCGCGGUGAGAAGAGCUCUGGAGAACACUGCUCUGAGAGUUGACGACAUCGAGCUGUUCGCCCAGGGAUACGGAAUCAUGCAGGUGGACCGAGCCGUGGACUACAUUACCCAGCAUACCCAUCUUCCGACUGCUAACCUGGGCUUUUCUGUGACUGUGGGAACCCAGCGAGGCAUCUACCUCCGAGAACCCACCCAGGUUCUGACCCCUUCUGACCACGGAGUUGGCAUCGAACCCAUAUUCCCUGAAAACACAGAGAACACUGAACGUAUCUCACUGCAACUCCACCUGGCCUUGACAUGCUCCGCCCCCUGGGUGCAGUGCCCCUCCCACCUGGAACUCAUGAAUCAGUGUCGUCAUGUCAACAUUCGGGUCGACCCCUUGGGCCUCAGAGAGGGAGUACACUAUACAGAGGUGUGUGGCUAUGACACUGCUGCACCAACCUGUGGCCAACUAUUCAGAAUCCCCAUAACGGUUAUAAUUCCUACUAAAGUUCCAGAGGGUCGCAGUCCAGAGGUGUCAUUUACAGAUGUCCACUUCAGACCAGGCCAGAUCAGACGGCACUUCAUCACAGUACCUCAGGGGGCUUCCUGGGCAGAGAUUACUCUGUCGUCUCAGAGUAGCGAUGUCUCUUCUAAGUUUGUCCUCCAUGCGGUCCACCUGGUGAAACAGAGAGCGUACCGAGCCAAUGAGUUCUACAAGUUCUCCUCUCUCCUGGAGAAGGGCUCUCUGACCGAGGCCUUUCCUGUCCUGGCGGGCCGGACUGUGGAGUUGUGUAUAGCCAGAUGGUGGGCUAGCCUAGGGGAUGUCAACGUAAACUACAACAUCUCUUUCCAUGGCCUCAUCACCUCCCCUUCACCUCUACACAUCCAUGCAUCAGAAGGUGUGACUAGUUUUGAGGUUUCGUCUCCUUUGAGAUACGAGGAUGUUUCUCCCAGCAUCACCCUAAAGAACUGGGUCCAGCCUCUCAGACCCCUCAGUUGUAAGACUAAAGCCUUGGGUCAAAGAGAUGUGUUACCCAACAACAGACAGCUCUAUGAGAUUGUCCUCACGUACAACUUCCACCAGCCUAAGUCAGGUGAGGUGACUCCCAGCUGUCCAUUGUUGUGUGAGCUCCUGUAUGAAUCAGAGUUUGACUCUCAGCUCUGGAUGCUAUUUGACCAGAACAAGAGGCUACUGGGCUCUGGAGAUGCCUACCCACACCAGUACUCUGUGAAGCUGGAGAAAGGCGACUACGUGGUGCGACUUCAGGUACGCCAUGAGCAGGCCAGUGAGCUGGAGCGUCUCAAGGACCUGCCGUUCAUCGUGUCUCACCGUCUGUCCACGGCGCUGACCCUGGACGUGUACGAGACACACCGCGCUGCCCUCCUGGCCAAGAAGAAGGCCAACUCUGUCACACUGGCCCCCGGCGCCAGUCAGCCCUUCUAUGUCACCCCUCUACCCGACGACAAGGUUCCUAAAGGGACCUCUCCGGGAUGCUAUUUGACCGGUUCCCUGGUUGUGCCCAAAGGAGAGUACGGGAAGAAAGCAGGACAGGCCUCUGCAAAACGACAAGGAAAAUUUAAAAAGGACAUUGUACCUGUUUUUUACCACCUCAUCCCUGCUCCUAACAAAACCAAGAAUGGGGCCAAGGAGAAGGAGAAGGAUGGAGAGAAAGAGAAAGACGUGAAGGAAGAGUUUGCCGAGGCGCUCCGAGACCUGAAGAUCCAGUGGAUGACCAAGUUGGACACCAGCAGUCUCUAUGACGAGUUAAAGGACAACUUCCCCACAUACCUGCCUUUACAUGUACAGAGGCUUCACCAGCUUGACUCUGAGAAGGAUCGUUUAAAGCGUCUCGGUGACAUCGUGGUGGCAGCCGACAUAAUUCUGUCUCAGAUCGACCAGACGGCCCUGGCGGUCUACCUCACCAUGAAGGCAGACCCUCGACCAGACGCUGCCACCAUCAAAAGCGACAUGGACAAGCAGAAGUCCUCUCUGCUGGACGCCCUGUGCAGGAAGGGCUGUGCCCUGGCCGACCUCCAGCUGCCUGCCUUGUCUCCGGACGGAGCCAGCGCUCUGGGGACCGGGGAGGGGGCUGAGGCUGGGGAUGGGGGGGCUAAAGACGGGGAGGUAACCAGCUCUGAUGACGCCCAACAGGGCGGGGUCAAAUCCCUGACGGACACCUUCUGGGAGCUGCAGAAGUGGGUGGAGCUGACAGACUCAAAGGUGUUAACGUUCUCAUACAAACACGCCUUGGUGAGUCAGAUGUACGGCAGAGCCCUGAAGUACGCCUCCAAGAUCGUAGAAGAUAAACCCACUAAAGAAAACUUAAAAAACUGCAUCCAGCUGAUGCGCUCUCUUGGCUGGAUGCAUUGUGCCACCUUCACAGAGAACUGGCUUCCUGUCAUGUACCCCGCUGAAUAUACACCCUUCUAGAUCUCAUCGGGUCCCUGACACACACACACACACACACACACACGCACACACGCACACGCGUGUGCACAUGCAAGGCAGGUCAUGGAUUGACCAUGUGACUGUAAUCCAGGAACAACCAAGGAUUUCCUUUUUUACCAAGUCAGGCCGAAUGCCCCUGUGUUUUCUCUCUACAGUUUGGGAGGAUGAUAACUACCCAGCUACUCCCUCUGCUCUUCUUUUUGGCUGUGAACAGGAACAGAUGUACAGAAUGAAUCGGAUUUGUUUAUGCGUCUGGACGUUUUCAUUCACACGUGCUAUUUCAAUUUUUAACUGCAGAAAUGUACAUUUGCGUCAUGACGCGCAUUAUAAAGAGGUGAUAAAAAUAUAUAAAACUGUUAUUAUUCUCCCUUAGGUAUUUUAAAUGUGUGCAUGUCUUGAAGAGUAUAAGCAAAGUUUAGUCUGGAAGGGGAUCAUUUUGAUUUUACUUUACAUCAUAUUGAAAGAGCUUUUUAACCCUCAGUGUCCAGGUUUGUUACUGUGUGUUUGUCUUUUGGAGUUCCUAGAAAGGUUUGAAUGGCCUUGCUUGUUUCCAGGGUUACGCCCUGGUCUGGACCUCUGUAUAUUUACCACCUUUUUCACCCUCCCACAUUCUGAAGGGAAAAUUUAAGUGUUUGGGGUUUUAGUUUUGUUCUGAAGUUCAGGGUUCCUCCGUCUGUCCGGUUGCCAAUGACCGUUCUCCUAAUGGCCUUAAUGUCAUCAACACCAGGACCUUCUGUAUCCUCCUCCACAGGCUCCAGAUGUUAGAACAACCUCUAUGGCUGCAUACCAAUAAGAACCCUGUUUCCUGUAGUGCUUCACAGGACGCUGGGCAAAAGUAGUACACUGUAUGUGUGGAAUAGGCUACAGUUUGGAAUGCGUCCUCUGUUUCUGCUGGACUCAAAAGUUCUUUUGGAUAAUAUUUAUGGAUGUCUUGUAUUUAUAUUAGAAGGAAAACCGUAGUCAAUUGAUGCCAAUAUUUUACGGAAUGUUAUUAACAUUUUACGGGAAAGGUACAGUAGUUAUUCUUUUAUAACCAUAUUCUUCCUCAGCGGCAUAUAAAGGUAUUGAAAGUACCACCAUGCUAUUUUGUUAUCACAGUACAUGUAAUGAAAUGAUAUCACAAAUGGUAAAAUAAUUCUCAAUAAAAGUUUUGGAAGAAUA